GCGCCCUCUACAGUCCUGCUGAGGACUCCGUUUCAUAUUACUAACGCUGUUUCUGAGUCAAGGAAAAACAAAAACAUGUCCGAGUGCGACAAGCUCAACCAUUAACCAGCUACAGCCACCUGAAGUCACCUUAACAAGCCGCCGAUUGGACCGACUGCUAUAUGAUUCCCGUCGUGUCAACGGCCGACGACCCAGAAAGAUGCCGCAGAAAGCACUGGGAUCCAUUGUAGGUCUUCUUUGUACCGGGACCUGUCUGGUGCAGGUAAGCCGCUGCUAGGACUCGCAGGGUCGGAUUAAGCUUGAAGGCGAGGCCGCGGCUCCUCGGUCGGUUGAAGGCCUCCUCUCGAUCCUUUUUGUCUCCUCCACAAAGGAAACUGGGCACGGUUCGUUAGUGUGUACGGCGGAUGACGUCAGUUAGUCAAAGUUUUUUAUUAAUAUUUCGACAGUUUACUCGCGAGGUAACGCAGUUUUUACCUCAAAAACCAACACAGCAGUCAUCUAUAAUCUCAGUUUAACAGUUAAAACCGAGAGGGAAUCAAGAUUAACGUUAGCCGAUGCUAACUGGUACCCGGCAAAUUGACGUGUUUAUUCAGAGAAUUUGAUGGUAGCUGGUUAGCUUUUGUAGGCUUUUCCUCUUGGUGUGCUUUGACGAACGGAUUAAUAAUUUUGUAUAAUUAGGCGUGGAUAAACAGGGAACAAAAGAAACCCUAAUCUUGUGAAAGAAUGUUUCAUUUACAUAACUGAACUUAUUUACUGUGACUCAGUUCUGCCCUGCAACUGUAGCAGCGUCUUGUACUGCUUCGGGUUUGUCCUAAAACCUGCGUACUUCAAGCUGACCUGUAAAUAAACUAUUUAUCAAAUUAAACUAAUGGUGGUCAUAUUUUGUUUAAUCUUAUUUUCACAGCUUUAAAGAGGCACCAAAUCUCUAAAUAUCACCAUGUUAACCAUACCGGUAUGGACACCUUGGCAGUAUAAUGCAAUACAAUACAACACCUCUACCUGAAAUUCUACCCUUUAUGAAGCUUAAACAUGUUCAAAUUAUGAUAAAAUGGUCAAACAGGUGGUUAUUGUUCUUCAAAUUCAUUGUUGCAGUUGUAGUAGGUGUUUUGUAGUGAAAGGUGUUCCUAAUAUUUUGCUCCCUUUAUGUUUGUGAAUGAACACCUUUCAACACAACACACUCCAGGACACCACCACCAAAAACUAUAUCUGUAAUGAACAAAUUCCAAGUAUCUGUCUCUUAAAACUGUGAGUUUAGGAGCUUCCUGAAGAAGAAUUUGUAAGACAGUGAAUGGACUGGGUUGUAAUAGAUAUCCCAGGUGUUCCUAAUGAUUUGGCUUGUUGGUGCAAAUGUAUGUACAUAGUAACAUUAUGGGAAAUCAGCACAAAAGUGAGCAAACACUAUAAAUGACACUGAGGUGACAAGUGACAAAGGCUAAACAGAUCGUGGAAAUAGGUCAGUUUACCAGGAGAUUGCAAUGCAACCUGUGUGGUUGAGUGUUGACUCAGACAUUCACUUUGUGUGCCUUUUGUGUGUGUUUAAGGGGAAGGAGUUCUGUUUUGGGGUAAACAAUGAGCAGUACCGCUGCGAGAUGGGCUACUGCUGUGGAGAGAGAGAGUGCUGCACCUACUACUAUGAACUCUGGUGUAAGUUCACUUUCGUAUUUGUCAAAUCUUUAUCCAUGAUGAUUAAAUGUUCUUUUAUAGUCCAUUUCCAUUGUCAAUCAAAAGCCUUUCUUUGAGAAUAAAUCUUUCAAGAAGAUAUGCGGACUUGCCCCACAUCUGUUUUUUCAUCCUGUAUUAGUUUCACUUUGAAAAAGAAAGUACACUGCUAGGGGACGCUGCUGUUUCCUGCAGUUUAAGAUCGAUUUUUAAAGAUAUUUUAAGCUUCUUGACCCAUGAACUUAAAAUGUUGCCCUUUUCUGUGUCAGGGACAACCCUGCCUCAUUUCACCUUUUCCCUGUCGAUGAUUAUAAGCUCACAUUGAGCCUGUCCUCUUUGACAGGGUUCUGGUUGGUAUGGACCCUGAUCAUUAUGCUAAGCUGCUGCUGCGCCUACCGACACAGAAGAGUUAAGAUGCGUCUUCAACAGGAGCAGCGUCAACGUGAGAUUAGCCUCAUGGCCUAUCAAGGAGCCUCCAGCUCCUUCAUUUCCCCUCCACCACUUAAUUUAAGUGAGUACUCAUUGUGUUUUACAAAGGAAAUGAUACUGACACUCUACUUUGUUUGGUUUUGAUGUUGGUCAUCCUCUCUUUAUUUAAUUUUUAUAACCUUGAAAUUUUUCGUUUUGUAGUCUUUCAACCUAGUAUGUGGACUGAAAGUUUUUCAAACCAAUCCUGUAGGCAGAUAGUGGUACAGCAAAUGUUAGAAAAAAGCAAUUUUCAAAGAAAGUAGAAAAGGCUUUUUUUUAUAUCCAGUCAUUUGCUGCUUGGCAAUCCAUGUCCCUUAUCUAACAGAAAAGCAUGCAAGACAACCAAAAAGAGUAAACUGAGAACAACUGGGAAACAUCUCAGCUAUUUUAUCUGUACAGACCUCCUGAUACUACAGCUUCACGACCAUAACCAUGAUUUAUACCCUGUCACAAUGAACCCCUGUAAAAAUAUCUUUACCUUAAAUUCACCCUCACAGACAUUAUGAUGGUAAUACCACACCAGGACUGUAAAUUGACAAGAGUCUCGAGAUUCAGUUAUUAUUAGGAGAAUACAGUCAUGGUAUGUUAAACUGCAAAAAAAGGAAACAUGCUAAUGUAUUGGGAUUGGGAUACAGUCCCUAUGAAAGCAACAUGUAGCACUAUGUUGCACUCUUUUAUGAGAUUUAUCAAAGGAAUUGAUAUAAUAUAAUUUGAGAAGAAAAUUAGCAUGUUAAUAUUAUUGUUUUGAAUGAUCAGAAUUAUAAUCUAACUAGGGUAAAGUGUGGGUAGCUCUGCAUACUGCCAAAGGCUCACGUAUCGAGGCUAAAACCUUGCCCCAGUGGCCUUGGAUUUGACCCCAGCCCUUGGCUCCUUCCUGCUUGUCGUCUCCUCUCCCUCCUACCAGUAUUUCCUGUCUCAUACCAGCUGUCCCACAAAACACUCACUAUUAAAUAAUCUGCAAUACAAGAAUUGGUACAGUGUUAUCAGGAAAUAAAAGAGGGUUUUGGGAUGCUUUGUGUAGUUUAUUUUCUACAUGUCAGUGUCAGUUUGAGUUGUGAAACAACAGAUUUCUCUCUGUUUUAACGUUUUAUCUUGAACAAGCAGCACAGGACAGAUCUGAUUACAAAUACAUUUUUUUCUGCUCAUCAUUGAUUUAAAUAGAAUAUCACUGUCUUUAUUAGGAUGAUGGUUUUAAAGUUUUUGUAAUUUUUUUAGGGUUCUGGAAUGAUUGCAAGCUUCCUGACUAUGAAGAGGUGGUAGGUCACCCUCCGACACCCCCUCCACCUUACUCUGAAAACCCCCCUGAAGCAGCUUCAGCACCCCCUGCACAAGUGAGCCAGCCCGAUUCUGCAACGGUUCCGCCACAGCCAGCUGAAGAAGCACCAAGGAUGGACAGCCAGGCGUCGGGCUCCAUAUCAAACCAGGAAGCAGCGUCAAUGCCGGUCCAUGCACAGUGUGUGGCUGUGGAGAAUGUCGAGGCUCCGUUGAUGAUGGCUGAGGAUGAUGAAGAGGAGGACGAGGAGCUCAUCACUCGCCGUCGCCAUGUGACCGGUGACUCAGGGAUUGAGGUGUGUGUUUGUCAGCUGGAUGUGGACGAGGGCUCAGGGCUUGAAGAGGAAAGCGAUGAGGAGCACCGCAUGUGCAAGGUCAGCGGUCGGGACUGCUGCUCCGGGCAGCAGCAGCAGCAAAGCUUCAGUCAGAAGGAGCACACCUCCGAGCUGCCCACCCAGACCGCCAGCACCAGCACUGGGGACCACAUGGUGUGAUCUACAGCUUUACUAACCAGCCAACCAGACUGACUUUCUGCCUCUCACAGAAAUAUCAUCAUCACCACAGGGGCUGCCUGUGUUUAAUCUCUGAACUAACGCAUAGGCAUGACAUAACAGUGAUGAUAACUAAUCCUUAACGGCACCUGAUUAGGAAUGAUGAACGACACGUUAUGUGGACCUUUUUUGCUCUGCUUCUCUAUCGCAGGGAAACCAGCAAACACCUUUUGAUCCUCCGUUAGGUCUAUUUUUUUCAGAGUGAACAUGAGAGCGUCAUCAGAAGGCAGCAAAUGAUUGUGAAUGACACCGGAAAUGACUGUCUCCCUUUGCUACCAUGCUCUCUUUGAGCACUGCCUUCAUGUUUCAAUAUCGCCGCUCCCCCCUGGUCAGAACAUUUCCCGCCGUCCACCCGUCUGACAUUUUACCUCCACUGGGAUGACCAGCAAGGAGCAUACCAACACGGUCAUCAACAUUUCUCCCCCUCCCCCCUCUGAACUCCACAACAACUAAGCAAAAGAGUCAAAAGGAAAACAUCUUGAAAACUUGAGGAUGAUGCUGGACAAAUCAAAACAAGCACAUUUGUUUUGUUUUUCCCCCAAAGCUGCGUGUGUCUGAGAAUUAACGUGUGUGUGUGCUGUGAAAUCUAGGGCACAGCUGCACGGUGAUGUCAGCUGUGAGGUCAUGGCAACCAGCGUCUGCUGUCCUCUCUGUGUGAAGGGGUGUGAGACUCUUUGCAUCUUGAGUGGAGGGAUUUGGGGGUGGGGGGGCAUGUAACCACAAAUAGCAGAGAAGAGAGACGGGAAGGAGUUAGUUGUUUAGUCUCCGGGUUUGAAAUGUCAUAUAACCUUCUUUGAUAUCCAUACAGCAGUGUCCACACCUCAGUGGUCACUGAUAGACAUGUUUGUAAUUUUGGGGGGGGUGACCAGCUUUGAAUAAUUUAUUGAUUGUGUGCACAUGAUCCCCCCCCUCACUUCGGUUUCUGACUGCAUCAAAGUCGUAAUAUAGCCUAAAGGGCUAUGCCACCACUUUUUCUGAUCCACAAACAUCCCCAUGAGGCUUUGUAUCAGUGUGUUUCUUUUUGCUCCAUCAUAUCAGAGUGAGCAUCGGCAGCAUUUAGCUCGUUCUACUCAUUAUUAGUUAGUUUAGAUUUUUAUAAAGGAUGUAGUCGUGGCUUUGGUGUUCUGUUUUCAGAGUCAUAACUCGCUAUGCUUCAGUUAAAUGCCACAGGUGUCACUAUAAAUCGCAACAAAGCUCCUGAUGGGGGGCUGCUAGAGUGCUUAUGUAUUAGUGGGUGGAUGUUGAAGUGCAGUAGGUAAGGGCUGAGUCCUCUAUGUGUGUGUGAGUGUGUGUGUGUGUAUCUUUAUAGUGCUGUAGCAUCUGGUUUAAACACAAAGCAAAGAGAUGGAUCAGAAGCACUGAUGUUUUGCAUGAGGCAUGGAUUCUGUGAUUAUAUUUGAGUUCACUGAUAUUUUUCAGCUUCUUGCUUUUGCUCCUCACUCUGUCAUAUUAGGCUACACAGUUUUUUUAUGGUUGCGAGGUGACCUGAGGUUGAAAAUCUUGUAUUCUUGAGUUGUUACAACUGUUCGAGCCGCGCUGUCUGAUGCAGCGGCGGUUGCUUGUUCGCUGAGGCGGUUCUGGCUCUCUCUCCGGGGCCCCGUAGCUCCUGGCAGCCUGAGGGAUUUGCGGCGGUAUUUUCCAUUGGCAGCGGAGGCUGAGUGCAUUAACAAGUCGAGGUGGAUGCAGGCUUCUGCUCUGCAGUCUUGUCACUGUUGGCUGCAGACUCUGUUGUGAAUAGCUGCAUGCUUCUUUGCAUCUUAUGUCGCUUGCCCUACUUACUGUACUGUAUCUAUUCAAGGCAUUAGAACAGGGCGUUAUAAGACAGAAAACAAACAUAAAAAAGGGUUUAUGUUGAUUAAAAUACAAAUCUCUAAGAGAGCAGAAGUAAAUGUUUCAGCGAGGAUUUCAUUUGGAAACAAAAAAAAAACGUAUAUAUGUUUCUUUAAUAAUGGAGUGCAAGAAUGGACACAGUGUACUGCUCUUAAAUGCCCCCUCAUCAGCUUCGUAAUGUGAUAGUGGUGCAGUAGUUUUCUGUAAAGACAGGCAAACAUGUCUGAAAUGCAGCGUGUUAGCUCUCGUAUUAAUCGAAGUCCAAACACCUUUUUGAAAUCGAACCACAAAGUAUCCAGCUGGAAAAACUGGCAGAAGGUGCUACAUGUCAUGCUCGGUUGAUUUAUUUAUUCAGGCAUUUAUAUAAGUAGUUAUGUGACGUCUGCUUCAGUUCAGACGGGACUCUGACAAGGACACAUUUACGAAAUUCUUGGCCUCCAGACAAGACAUGGCACUGCUGAUACCUCUUUCCUCCAACUGGCAGCAGCCCAGAGAUUUGUGCUGGCUUGAUCUCCCGUCUGAGCUGAACCCCGUAUUGUUUCUGCUGAAGUAUAGGAAUACAACACGAGAGAGGCAUCGCACCAGAAUCCACAGCUGCCUGAGGCUCGAAAUGAAAAGCGAUUUACUUUCAUUUUCAUUGCUGUGGUCUGAUCAGAACAAGCUGCGUUGAAAAGUUUGCAGCGGCCUUGUGUUGUGUUGCUGAGCAGGUGCUUAAACUAACAUGACAAUGACCUUUUCAGAGGAGCUGUUACACUGUGAGCAUGACUGCACACCAUUAGCAGAAGUCAUAUAAAAGACAUUGUUUGGCCAGCACACCUCAAGCUGCCUUGGCGCAUCUGUAGAGAGAAGAAGCCUUGAUAGUGAAGCUGCAUAUUGACUAAAGGUUGAAAGAGUCGUGCUACUGCCUUAUUAUACAGUAGGUGUAGUUCGUUUGUUCGUCAUUAACCCGAGCUCGCUCCUCUCACGCUCAGAAAAGAGGAUGUGGUUAGAAACAUGUUACAGCCACAAAAGUUCAGCUGUCACGUCCUGCAGACUUUUAACAUGCUUUGGUUUCGUAUCUGAGUGCGUGGUUGUGUUGAGUUUAAGAUACUGUGUGUGUAGAUAGUUGUGGCACUGAUGGACUUGUUGAGACCAGAGUUUGUGCUCGUUCUGCUCUUGUUUCAAGGUGCUGGUCGCGAAUAGUUUCUGAUUUGACCUGACUUGAAUGCAUGACUAAGAUUAGUUUCUGAUUCAUCCUGUUUGUGUUGUUGUUUUCCUCCUAUAAGAGAUUACUUCAUAACCUUCUUGUUAAGGUGCAUUUUUUUCCUCUUUGUAUAGACAAAAUGAUUGGGGCGGGGAGGUUGGGGAAAGAGGGAGGGACGGGGGUUUCUUUAGUGCAUGAGUUAACUUGAGGUCCAUAGUUUUACCAUUGCCAAACGACGACUAUGCCUCGCUAGUUUUCACAUGUUUACCAAGAUUAAGGGCUAAAUCCGUCACUCGUCGUGGACAGACAUCCAUCCCUUUUGUUGAGUGAUUCAUCCGCUCCGUGCUGUUUGUUUGAAGCCACAGUUGCCGAGAUCCACCUCCAUCUGUGUUUGGAGUUGGAUGUCCUUUCUUAACAUUGUGGUGGAGCUCAUAUUUAACAAUAGCUGAUUGUAUAUUAUGAUCAUGUAUGUUUGUUUUAUAGGCUUUGAGUUUUUGCCUUUUUUGUUUUCGUCAACCUGAACAGAGGUGCUUGAUGCGACCCACCCCCCACUAACCCAGUGAGUACUUUCCAUUCCCUUGUAUUCAGCCGCAUGUGUGUUGUAAUGAGAGUUUUAGCUCCGCCUCCUUCGGCUCAUCAUAAACCGUGACUCCAUGUUAACAGAAAAUGUAGCUAACACUAUGGCUAUUUGUUAUUCCUCUGAGCUCGGCCCCCUUGGUAACAGGGACGCCGAGCGGGAGAAUCGACAGAAUAAUCAACCAAAGUCGCUGUCAUCUCCAUGCUACAUGUGUUCUUGUUGUCAUAGCGAUGGUCUGUUGGGUUUCCCACUCUCAGGGUUAUCUUGAAAACUAACUCUUCUUCAGUCUCAUAAAGCCAAAGCAGUCACUUAAUAACUCUUUCCCUUAUUGUCGUCCAUGAUUAUCUCUGCAUCAUGCACCUCUGUAGUGUAUGUUACUUUUUCUCUACAAGGCUAUGCAAAAACAUAAACCUACUGUUAUAUGCUGCGACCCUUUACUCACCUUCAUCGUCAUUCGUCUGUGGAUACCGGUAAAAGCAAUAUAACUCAGUAUGUGUGGCACUGACUGUAACCUGCUUUAUUUGGUCUGUGUACAUGUAUUUGUUUAAGAAAAUAAUGAAAAAUACUUGUAAUGCUAUAAAAAUGAUGUAGUGUGUAUGUAUGCUUCGGCGUGAGCUGAGGGGCUUGACUUCAAAAGCCAUCCUAGUUUAUAUAAAUGUAUAUUUUUCCUGUCUUUUUGUGUUUUCCCUGCCUGCCACCUCCGAUACUUCCUCUUUGUACUCUGACUUAAGGGUAAACCACAUUUUGAAUUUGUGUAAGCUGAAAGGAAAGAGUUGUUUUCGUUGGAAUCCGUCGUCAUCCGUUCGCUAUUUUUCCAUCCCUCCCCCCUUUUUUUUUUUUGUUGCACUAAAUCAAUGGUUUGAUAUUUUGUGUUUCAGCAACAGCUUUCUUCUAUUUCCAUCCUGACGAAUUUUCACAGACUGAAUAUUUAACUGUUGCCUUUAAUCCUCAGUUCUAACAGCAUCAAUUUCAAAAUUUUUAUAUACUAUACAUAUGAAGGACCUCAACACAGAACACAGCCAGCUAACACGAGGCAAGAACACAAAAGGGUUAAUAAUGCGUGAACUUUUCCGGAACCCCUUAAGUCUCUUAAUUCGAGAAACAAAAAUACUUACAGAUGACGUAUUAAUUGUACUUUUUAUCCACCAUUGGGAAAACCAAACAUGGAGGUGCCACGUUUGAGCGGUAGACUUUUUUUUUUUUUUUUUGCCAAAAUCCUCGUUGAAAAGGAAGUAGGAAUCAGACUCUUCCUGCGUUGCUUUUCCAGCUACUUAAAACAAGCCAAAAUGAGUAAAGUGAUUAAAAAAAUAAAGCACUGAGUGAUGAAAAAAUCAAACAAAAAACUGCUUUGGUUGUGGUAAGAAGUCUGCUGUGUACUGGUAGGGUCAUCAUUUGUAUUUUAUUUUUUUAAUAAAACAAACAUUGGCACUCA
Xyrichtys novacula (pearly razorfish) is the source of this 8972-nucleotide messenger RNA. Lineage: Eukaryota; Metazoa; Chordata; Actinopteri; Labriformes; Labridae. The record is from the annotation of a GenBank genome assembly.